UUCGAAUUGAAGCUCAACAGUUUUUCGAUUCAGAUAAAAGACCAUGAUCUGGAUGCCUGGAUCAGCUCAGCGUAGCUCAAAUCAGCGAAAAAGGAAAAACUGAAAAAAUUCAUUACCCGGAGUUUGAAUCAAAACCUUCAUCACCUUAAAAAGAGAAUUUGUAUGCAAUUGGAAACCUACCAAUUUAUUCGACUUGUGAUUUUUAUCAUUUUCUAGUCUAUUUUCAUACCCAGAAAGCUAUUGUACAUUUCUUAAUUGUGUCCUUAGUUAAAAAUAAAUUUAUUUAUUCCACGAGAUAACCCUAUAGAAUUUUUUGUUAUUAGUUUAAAAGUAACUUAAGAUAUCGUUAGAUAGAUUAUUUACUGUGACUGGUUCACGGAUUUAUUGUACAUUACCGACCGAAUAGCGUAGUUCGAUUAUUUAUCAAGACCGAGAUAGCAUCGUAUCGUUCUCUUUAAAUGACGACUGAAAUUGCGACCAGAGCAAGCAAUCAAGUGCAAAUGAGCCAAGCCAAGUACCUGGGUCAAUUUCGGGUGAAGCAAUGCGUUGAUUUCGCGAGCGGGGGAGUGAACGGAUGUCGACUUCACAAGCCGUUUGGUUGCUUUUCUUUCCACUUUCGAGCUCAGAGGAGACGCCGCGUGAGCAUGGAAAGAGACAGAGAGAGGGGAGAAAACUACUACUCCUACUCUCCGCAUGUAUACUGCCUCAAAUACUCACUCGAGACUGGACAGUGCUCGGAUGGCGACAGCUGCAAGUAUCUGCACCACAAUGCGGGUGACACAGAACGGAAAUUUCACCCUCGAUUCUACAAGACCAGUAUUUGUCACUACCCUAUGGCAGCAACAGGAGGUCAGAAUCCGAAGGACAGUGGCAAGGAUCUUCACAAGUGCAGAUUGGAGAAAGAGAGAGGACACUGCCCCUAUGCACACGGACCACAAGAACUCAGGAGUGCAGUGGUAGACACUUUGGAGGAGCGGGAGGUUGCUUGUUGUCUUUCUUCCCCCGAUGCUAGCUUCCCCUCCGCACUGGACAAGGAGAGAAACGAGGCCAACGAAGAUCCACGCUGGAGAGAUCGAGACUACAUCUUACGCAACUACAAGAGUCAGCCUUGUAAGAGAAGCAGCUCUGGGGGAGGAGGAGGGGGAAGUAGUGUGAGUAGGGGUGCAUGCAGACAAGGAUUUGCCUGUCCCCUAUUUCAUAACACAAAAGACAGACGACGCUCUCCUUUCGUAUACAGCUACAGACACACCCCCUGUGCGACUGUGAAAGGGGGAGGGGGUGGUAAGAGUGGGGCAGGAGGUGGGGACGGAGGAGAGUGGAGUGAACCGAGUGUGUGUAAAGAGGGGGAUCAGUGUGGAUUUUGUCAUACAAGAGUUGAGCAGCAGUUUCAUCCAGAUAUCUACAAGACGACCAAGUGUCAUGACUUCCAGCAGACAGGAGGUAGAUGUCCCAGGGGAGUGUAUUGUGCGUUCUCCCACCAGGAGAAUACAGGGGUUAAUGUGAACAACGUAGGAAGUGGGGGAGUCACGUUGGCGUCAGCUUCUGGUUCGACCUUUGAUGCAAGUGCUGGAGGAGCUGCAGAUGUUUCGGGAAAAUUGGGUUCCAAGAGGAAUUCAGUCGGAGAUUGGUGGAACAGAGAGCAGAGGGAAAAGGACCAGAACAAUAAUGAAGAAGCAUCUGGGAGCGAAGUUGGCAGGUCAAUUGGAGUUCAAGCAGCUUCAGUAGGAACUGGAAUCGGCGGAGGUCAAGUGUCAGGGAGCACUGAAGGUUCAAGAUCGAGCAAGACAGCACAAUCUCUACAGAAGGGAUGUUACAGCCAAGUGCUGAGACGUCAUCCAGUGCAGCAAGCCAUGGAACAAAAUGUACCCCAAAAUAACCCGUCUGUAGAUUUUUCGGCAGUUGCAAAAGGGGGAGUGGCGACCAGAGUUGGACAGGCUGGAAUGGAAGAGCAUAAAGGAAGCAGUCUAGUUGGCUCUGGAUCCUUCGAACUGGAUGGAAGAGGAGGAGACUGUAGCGGCAUUGGAUUAAGAGCUGAACAAAUUUCUUUGCAACCAGAUGAUAAUUCGCUGCUGCCUGGGGUAGAGUGUCUUGGCAAUAACAGUCCCACCCGUGUGGUCAAGACCACCGCGGCAGUCCAACAGCCUCGCAAGCAGACUGGAGGCAAUCCCUGGUUCGGUCACGCUCUCUUCUCUUCCUCCCGAUCCACACCCUCGCCACCCUCUGUGCCAGGGGGAGGAGCAAGUGGCAGUGGGGGAGUCCCUAUUGCAUCACCGUCAUUGCGUCACAACACAGCGGUAGCAACUUCGCACGAGAGGGAGAGGGAGAGAUUGAGUAGUGGAGGCAGCUUCAGUUGGUUAGGGGAUCCCCCCUCGGGAGGACAACAAGAGACGGGCAUUGGUGGUCUGGGUGGGGGAGGGGCAGUUAAUCUGAUAGUGGGCAGUCCUCAUUUUUAUGACUCUCCUUUAUUCGGAGGAGGAGCUGUAGGCGGUACGGGAGCAGCAAUGCCGAGUGAGAAUAGAACUGGUGCAUCUUUUAGUGGAGAGGUAGACCUGUUCGGGGAUAAGUCCUCUUCGGUUGAGAUGUCGAUGAUGUUUGAAGACAGCAACUCAUACAGUCACAAUCCCAAUACACGUCUAUUCGAAGACGGCAGAACAGUCUAUGAUCAAAAGUCACUGUCGAACAUGAACUCCAACCGAAUGUUUAUGGAGAGACUGAAUAGUUAUAAUAAUAGCAAUAGUCUCUUCUCUGCGGGUUUCGCGCCUCCCCCUUCAACGCAAGAUGCAGCGGGCAGAAUGAAUAGUAGACUGAGUGACUCAGUGAAUUCGGCCAGCAGUACUAGUGCGAGUGGGGCCUCCUCGUGGAACAUGCAGUCGCCCUCCUCCUCCGCGAACCAGGCCCAGUCGCACCACCUUUCAGGAGGCGAUUUCAUGGGUCCAAUGGGUAUGGUGCAUACUAAAUUAGCGUCUCAGCCAGUGAACAUCCCCCGUCUGUCGCCUCUGGCUGCCCUAUCACCCACCCUCUCUCCCCGCAACUGCAGUGACCCCACAAUGUCUUCCCUGGCAGGAUUGGAAGACGAUGACCACCCUGAGGAUGCGAGAGUAUUCCACCACAACUUCCACUACCCUUUCUCGUCAUCGCACCCACUGGAUUCAAGCGAACCACCGCCUAUUAACUAUGGCAGUGGUGGGAGCGAGAGUGGCUUGAGUGGAGGAGUGCACAACAGUAGAAGGGACAGUCCCUACUACCAGGCAAAGGCAAACAACACAGUCCCAAGUGGGGGCGCAUCACAUGGAAUAGUUGGCGGAGUAGGGGGUACGAGGAGUGCAGUGGGCGGAUCCUCUCCCUCCCCAUUGUCCCAGCCGAGUCAGAGUCCAAGUCCACUAUCUGUGUCACACCCGUCUAGUUUUGACGGGGGUACUAACCACUCACACUCAGUGAGUCACGAGGAUCUAUCAAGAAGUGCUGGCGGUGAUCAAAUGAUGUUGAUAAACAACCCAAACACUCAACUGCAAGGCUCGGCUCACUAUUUUGACCCCAUGGGAGCAGUGGGGAAACUGGGAGCCCUACACGUGCAUACCUCUUCCACGUCCUCCCAUCGGCUCAGCUACCCGCCAUCGGCGGCCUCAGCAUCGCUGAUGACGUCACCAACAGGACAAGGGGCGGGUGGUUCUUUAGGGGGAUGGGGAUGGGGUGGGGGAGGAGUUGAGGGUGGUGAGUUUGGACACGAAAGUAGUGGGGGUCAGCUAUUGUGUCCGAUUGUGGAGAGCGAGAUGGAGAGUCUGUCUUUGGAUCAGUUGCAGGAGAUGCGCAUCAUUCUGGCAGACGACAUAAAGAAAAUAGAACAGGCUAUCAGUAGAAGACAACUGGUUGGAAAGAGAACACAGACACAGCAAGCGAACACAGAAGAGGAGAAGCAACAAGGACGCCAAUCCGAGAAUAACCCCCCUGGACUGGAAGCGGAAGAGGGGGGAGGAGGAGGAGGAGAUGCAAUUAGCCAGCAAUUACAACCUCAAGAGAUGGGCGUCUGCUCCUCAAAGGAUGAAGAGGCAAGCAGGAACGGAGGAGAUUAGACCUUUUUCGACUGUAACUGUGACCCGCUGAGGAGGAGAAAUACUGAGAAGUGAUCGUUGAAGAGAGAGAGAAAACUUAUAUAAUGAAACCAACUUUGUGUGCAAAAGUGUGGAACUAAAAGAAAGGGCCAUUGAAAAAUAAAAAACGAAGAGGGACCUGAAAUCAUUCAUAUGGAAAUGGCAGAAGCCGAGAGAAAACAGCUAAAUAGAGAAAAACAACUAUUAUUGCGCUAUUAUACCACAAUCAAAUUAUUAUCACUUUGACAGGCAGCUGACUGUGAUCAGAUACUAAAACAGCAACAGUACUUGAGUGUUUUUUGGCGUGUUUUCCAAAAAAAUGAACGAUUUUGUGGCCUGUUUAACUAUGGAUAAUAAAUUGAUCGCAUUUACCAUCAAAUACAGUUGUACUAAACGAUUGGCGCAAUUAUGUCAUCUGCUGAAUGUAACCUGUCGCUACGUUGCUGGGUUUAUCUAUACUUCUCAAUUCAAAAUUUCAAAAACAAGGGCAUUAAUUUGAAAAUCUGCUGGAAACUUGAACUUGACUUCAAAUCACUAAAUAUUUACAAUGAUAUAUAUGAACUUAAGCGAACUUAUGACUCAAACUCAAAUUCUGAUAAACGAAUAUGAUACAAAUAGAAAUCCGAACCGUU
Symsagittifera roscoffensis is the source of this 4720-nucleotide messenger RNA. RefSeq lists its product as uncharacterized. The coding region runs from base 459 to 4070 and encodes 1203 amino acids. NCBI's taxonomy places the organism in Eukaryota, Metazoa, Xenacoelomorpha, Acoela, Convolutidae. The transcript has 13 exons. The record is from RefSeq and is a predicted model, not a curated record. Gene Ontology annotation, molecular function: metal ion binding.